Molecule: messenger RNA, 4113 nt
Organism: Ixodes scapularis (black-legged tick)
Lineage: Eukaryota; Metazoa; Arthropoda; Arachnida; Ixodida; Ixodidae
Gene: Bap60
Product: SWI/SNF-related matrix-associated actin-dependent regulator of chromatin subfamily D member 1
Exons: 14
Coding region: 139-2178 (679 amino acids)
Biological process (GO): regulation of transcription by RNA polymerase II
Cellular component (GO): SWI/SNF complex; nucleus
Source: RefSeq, a predicted model, not a curated record
AGUUGCACACACUGGGACCCUGGGUCGUUCGAAAAUAUACGCGAGCCAAUCCGAUCCGUAACAGAAUCCGGAUCAUGAGCGUACCGUGAUCGGAAGAAGCGCCACGGGGAAGACUGCUAGCGCACGACUAUUGGCACCAUGAACCGCGGUUACCCCACACCUCCACCACCGUCGCACGUUGGCACCCCGCCGCCACCCAUGACGUCGGGUCCAAUGCCCUCGGGCCCCAUGCCUUCGGGACCUAUGUCGUCGGCGCCCAUGUCUGGGCCUAUGGCAUCGGGACCGAUGUCAUCGGUGCCGAUGGCUGCGGGGCCUAUGAGUGGUGGCCCCAUGUCAGCGGGACCAAUGCCGUCGGGACCGAUGUCCGGAGGUCCUAUGCCAUCAGGACCAAUGUCUGGAGGGUCCAUGUCCUCUGGACCCAUGUCGGCGGGACCCAUGCCUUCAGGGCCGAUGGGGUCGGGAGGGGGGGCCGGGCCGCCUAUGCCCCCUCACCCGCAAAGCCCUGGAGCGCCCAGUGUCAUGAGGCCUCCGCCCGAUCGCUCUUCGAUGCCUCCACAUGCCGUGCCUCCAGCGUCCAGGCCUUAUCCCGGACAGGGCUACCAGGGUGUUCGACCUUCGGGCUAUGGGGGUGGGGCAGUGGGCGGGGCCUCUCCGGUUCAGGCCCCUCCUCCAGGGUCCCUGCACUCCCGCAUGGGCAUGCCCCCUCCCGGGUCCCCCUACGGACCCCGCCUCCAAGGACCUCCCACUGGACCCAUGGAGGGACGCAAACGACCCUCCCCGGGCGAUGCCAGGCCCUCCAGCAAAGGGAUGGGAGGAGCAGGUGGCGUCCCCCCCACACCUUCCUCCCAGGCCCAGGUGGGGGGUGGAGCUUCCUCGGUGGGCGGGGCUUCGUCCAUAGGCCCCUCCCCCGGAGCCCCGUCGGGGGCGGCGCCCAAGAAGAAGAAGAAGCUGGCGGACAAGAUCCUGCCCCAGCGGGUGCGUGACCUGGUGCCCGAGUCGCAGGCGUACAUGGACCUGCUGGCCUUUGAGCGCAAGCUGGACUUCACCAUCAUGCGCAAGCGGCUGGACAUCCAGGAGGCCCUCAAGAGACCCAUGAAGCAAAAACGGAAGCUGCGCAUCUUCAUCUCGAACACCUUCUACCCGGGCAAGCCCGAGGGGGAGACGGGCGAGGAGGCCACGGUGCCAUCUUGGGAGCUCAGGGUGGAGGGACGCCUGCUGGACGACCCAAAUGCGCCCAAGGCGGACCAGAGCAAGGUCAAGCGCAAGUUCUCCUCCUUCUUCAAGAGCCUGGUCAUUGAGCUGGACAAGGACCUGUACGGGCCAGACAACCACCUGGUCGAGUGGCACCGAACGCCGACCACGACGGAGACUGACGGCUUCCAGGUGAAACGGCCUGGCGACAAGAAUGUGCGCUGUACCAUCCUGCUACUCCUCGACUACCAGCCGCUCCAGUUCAAGCUGGACCCGCGUCUGGCACGUCUGCUGGGGAUCCACACGCAGACGCGACCGGUGAUCAUUGCAGCCCUCUGGCAGUACAUCAAGACGCACAAGCUGCAGGACCCUCACGAGCGGGAGUACAUCAACUGCGACAAGUACCUCGAACAGAUCUUCCAGUGUGCACGAAUGAAGUUUGCCGAGAUUCCUCAGCGCUUACACCAGCUUCUCCACCCACCGGACCCCAUUGUCAUCAACCACGUCAUCAGUGUGGAAGGCCCCGACACCAAGAAGACUGCGUGCUACGACAUUGACGUCGAAGUGGAUGACCCUCUCAAGUCCCAGAUGAACAACUUCAUUUUGUCCACUGCCAACCAACAGGAGAUACAGGUCCUGGACAACAAGUGUGACGAGCUCCCGCCUUCACGAUGGCGGUACCGGUAUGGGCUGCUGCAAGCUCCGGAGAUCCACGAGACGGUGGAGACGAUCAACCAGCUGAAGACAAACCGGGAGUUCUUCCUGAGCUUUGCCAAGGACCCUCAGCAGUUCAUCAACAAGUGGCUCAUCUCCCAGAUGAGGGACCUCAAGACGAUGACGGACGUUGUGGGCAACCCCGAAGAGGAGCGCCGCUCGGACUUCUACUAUCAGCGGUGGGCACAGGAGGCUGUCUGCCGGUACUUCUACGGCAAGGUGCAGCAGCGCAGGGCCGAGCUCGAGCAGGCCCUGGGAAUACGCAACGGCUGAAGAGGUCGGCACACCUCGGCCGUUUUCACUCUGGCCCGAGAGGAAGCAGCGGACAGCUUGGCUGCGUGCGGAACAAGACGCCAGACGGACUUUGGAGGACGUGAACACUUCCUUCCUUGUAAUCGGGUUCUACGGCCACAGCCGGCCUUGCUCUUGGCUGCUGCGGCAGAAUGUACAAAUGUGCGUGUGCAUUUGGCGCCGGGAAUACUUGCCAUGUUUGCGAUGAUGUUUUCCAGAGAUGGGCUUUCACUAACUUUGUUCGUGUAGGUUACUUGUAAUGGAAAUAGAGUUACAUUAUCACAGCUGCUUCCACAGUCUAGUGCUGGUUCAAAAGUAUAGUCGGUGCCCAUCUUUGUGGUUUUCAAUGUUAAUUUUAACGAGGUUUAAAGCUUAAAAUCUUGUUUUGAAAUACAUGAUUUAAAACCACCACAAACUUUCCAAGUUUGCUCGUCUGCUCACGAUAUUCUGUCAUGUGACAAUUUUGGCACCCACUGUAAUAACAUUAGUGCUAACCAUUCUUUGGCAUUAUUCAGAAAGCAGUCGGGAGAUGACCUUUGUCACAACGGCUAUUUUGUACGCAUGAUUCUUGGGCUUUGGAUUCCGAGAUGGAGAUUGGCAAUAGCCACAACCCACCGGACAUUGUGCUUGACUCGUCUGCUAUGAAUGGAGUCAGCGUGAAGAUUGUAUUGUCACUGAACGCUUGCUUUCCCAGCUAGAAGUGGCGUCGACGACGUCUGGCCACUGUAUUUCAUAAAAUUUCAGCGCGUCACGUUUGAAGCGGUCUGCCUUCUAAUUGGAUGACAGGUGUUUGGGGACCUUUGAAGGUCAGUCUUCUGCAGUGCUCUGCCUCUGAAAGCUGCGUUGGAUCGUAAUUAUUCUAGGUUGUGUUGCAGAAGCCUGCACCUCUGUCUGCCAUGCAGGCCAUUUUGGUUCCCCUCUGUUUUGCUCUUCUGUCUCAACUUUGGUGGCAGGUAGUGAGAACUUUGAGCCACGUAAAUACUUGCAUCAGCUAAGUGAAUACACAUCUUCAGUUUUCCAAAUCGCAGAGCCCUUGAACGAGACCAACCCCCCCCCCCCCCCCCCCCCCCCCGUAAAUUUGCUUUGUUUAAGUGAGGAUGAAAACCAAGUCCGGGAGGAGGAGUUCAAAUUGUUCUAUUCUGCAUUUUGAGUGAAUAUUGAGCUUUAACUCAAAAAUAAAGCUUUAGGAACUUGAGGCUUGAUAGCAAUCUUGUCUUUUCAAUGGAACAAAGCUGGCAGGAAUCUCAUUGUGAGUUUGGAAGUUUCUUGGAAAAUGCUGUGGGAGCCGACAGUAUGUGUAGACCAUUCCAAUAGAGUGCUUGUCGGUGCCAUUGCGCAUGCGUGCUAGGCUAUGGAUGAGCUCCGUUCAGUGUUGUGGAAGGUACAGGCAUGGGGCUUCUUUGCACAAGUACUUGUGCAAGCGAAGCAUUUUCGACGGCUCCACCCUCGCGCUUGUGUUGCACAAGCCUGAGAGAUGCAGCUAUAGCCUGGCUGUCUUCUCAACUGGGGAUGUGGUAGUACCUCAGUUCUGUGUUACCUCAGUUCUGUGUUACUCUGAACAAGGUAAGCAGUGAUGUUGAUGGAAUGUCUACAGUUCAAGAGCUGGGUUUAAUAGGGCUUUUGAUUCUGGAGCAGUAUUGGCCCAAUGGCAUUAAGGAUACCAGUGAAUCUUUUGUUGAAGUCCUCCAAAUCCCGUUUAUGACAGUAAACAGACGGAUCAGUGUGCCUCGCUGUCUGCGUUCCCUCGAGAUAUGUGCAUCCACGUCAUUUAUAGGAAUCAUCUGCACCUUAGUACUGUCACUAGUGUAAACAUUAUUUUUGUCAUGCAGUAGCUCUAUGCAUUCUUGAAUUGGUAGGUCAUCUUUGGUAAAUAUUGACAUUGUCACCAUCCGACUUUAAUAAAGUGCUUAAACAACC